Dermacentor silvarum is the source of this 2210-nucleotide messenger RNA. Its product is annotated as arylsulfatase B. Lineage: Eukaryota; Metazoa; Arthropoda; Arachnida; Ixodida; Ixodidae. The annotation marks the transcript as partial. The transcript is spliced from 11 exons. The record is from RefSeq and is a predicted model, not a curated record.
CGAAAGCCUGGCUCAGUGCCGUCGCCUGCGUGUGUUUCGGGAACCCUCAUUCACCACCUCCCUGAGAAGUCUUCUCCGCGUCCGCACAUCAUCGUCCUGCUAGCGGAUGAUCUGGGUUGGAACGACGUGAGCUUCCACGGGUCUCGGCAGAUCCCGACGCCCAACCUCGAUGCCCUGGCGGCGUCUGGCGUCAUACUGCAGCGCCACUACUCGGCCUCCACGUGCACACCGUCGCGGACGGCGCUGCUGGCUUCUGUGUAUCCGGCUCGCACGAACCUGGGUUACCGGGCGCUUCUUGCUGCCUCGGAACAGUCCCUGUUGCUACGCUUUCAGCUGCUGCCGCAGUGGCUGAAAAGACUGGGCUACAGCACGCACAUCGUGGGCAAGUGGCACCUGGGAUACUCAACCAUCGAGUACACGCCCACGUGCCGUGGCUUCGACACGUUCUUUGGCUACUACAACGGCGCCGCCUACUAUUUCAACCACAGCCUAAAAUGGCAAGGACACUGCGGUUUAGACCUGUGGCGCAACGUGGGCUACAGAACCAGACCUGUCACCAACCUCGACGGUGUCUAUUCGACGGACGCUUUCACUGAGGAGGCCAAGCAGAUUAUUCGGAAGCAUGACACACGAAAGCCUCUGUUCUUGUACAUGAGCUACCAAGGCGUCCACAGCACCUGCUAUGGGUGUACUGCUGAAGCACCCCAUCGAAACGUGCGCAAGUUCUCCUACAUUACAGCUAGGAACCGCACUCUGCUGGCUGGUGCCGUGGACGCGUUAGACACGUCCGUGGGACGUGUGCUUGAGGCGCUGCAGUCACGUGACAUGCUCGCCCGUAGCGUGGUGGUGUUCGCCAGCGACAACGGCGCGGCACCUCUAGCCACGGCGUACGGAGAUGUCCCUAACGCGGGCAACAACUGGCCUCUGAGAGGGGGCAAGCAGGACGCCUGGGAAGGCGGGGUCAGGACGCCAGCGCUGCUCUGGUCCGCUAGCCUCCGAGACUCUCUACAGCGGCCGCCCUCUCAGCAGAUGCUGCACAUGGUCGACUGGGCGCCCACUCUUUACGCAGCCGCAGGUGGUGACGUUUCGGACCUUGGCGACGUAGACGGCCGGGACUUAUGGAGGGCGCUGACGACUGGCACAGGCGAAGGCCGUGACGAAGUGCUCCUGGAGUUGGAAGGCGAGCAGGGGACAUCGGCUCUCAUCUCCGGCAGGUACAAGCUAGUGGAGCGCCCGAACGGGCCCAAAGACGAAGCCCACGACGGCCGUGUGGCGCCAACACCGGGAGAGCCCCCCGACGACCUGGACCUGGACGACCUCAUGAGGUCCUCGGCAGCCUGGAAAGCCCUGCAGGGCGCCCUGAGUGCGACGAACAGCAGUUCCACCUGGACGUCCCCGCGAAGGAACUGGCGCCUAGAGGCGACCGUUCACUGUGGCGGCAACGCCGAAUCGGCCGACGCGGCGAGCAACUUCGAUCCCUACGACAGCGUGUUCGUGUUCGAUGUCGUCGACGAUCCGUGCGAAACGAAGAACCUGGCAUCGUCCGACCCCGAGCUACGAGAGCGAUUGCUGAGGAAGCUAGCAGGGUACCGAGAAUCCCUGUCGCCCACCUACGGCUCCAACAAGAGCGAUGAACGGGGAUACCCAGAGCACCACCACUGCCUCUGGGCGCCAUGGGUGGGCAUUCCACCGGCUCCGUACCACAAGUGCUCCUGCUGAGAGGGGCAACCACGGACUGCGCGUUGGGCAUCGAGACAUAUAGCUCGCGAAACGAAAGACAUUGGCGGAUAAUAUGAGCCUGGAUACCCGAGUGACACAGUUUGUGUGUGGUUCGUGUAGGCCCCACGAUUGACGGAUGCCCUCUUCAGACCUGGUGUGCCACCCCCGUGGACAACAGCUUUAUCGUUUUUGGAAGUUAAUCUAACAAUUAUAAGGUAAAUUAACUUGAUCAAACAUCAAGCUAAACGCAGGCGACAGUACAUGUGAAGCAUGUAAUAAUUUUGUGGCCACUAAUUCAUCGAGAACAUUGAUACUUUGUGCGAGACGAACCGCUGCAUCGUCACCGACGACGAAAAAAAUUAAUGUGUUAUGUAUUUCAAAUGCCACCAGAUGACGCGGCACUCAAGGAUGAAAAGUGAAGGCGAGAACGGCCAUGUGAUAUGUUAAACCUGUACAUAUGUGUUUAGGAUUAGCAAAAUACACUUUUACGU